Molecule: messenger RNA, 3106 nt
Organism: Colias croceus (clouded yellow)
Lineage: Eukaryota; Metazoa; Arthropoda; Insecta; Lepidoptera; Pieridae
Gene: Tlk
Product: serine/threonine-protein kinase tousled-like 2
Exons: 16
Coding region: 454-2850 (798 amino acids)
Biological process (GO): peptidyl-serine phosphorylation; chromosome segregation; intracellular signal transduction
Cellular component (GO): nucleus
Molecular function (GO): ATP binding; protein serine/threonine kinase activity
Source: RefSeq, a predicted model, not a curated record
CGCGUCUCGCUCACACCGACCGCGUCGCGUCGCGCUUCUGAGGUGCACUCGCUGUUCCUAUUAUUUUCGUGACGGGUAUUGCGCCGAAGCCGAUUCCCGCAUCCUCGCCCCGAGACGUGAAGUCCGGUCUCGCGGUGGAGGCGGCGGUGGCGGCCGUUCGCAUCGUACGUUAGUCCACGCCCGCAGCCUAAUGUCCCGUCGCGAUCGGUUCGCGGCUAAUGAAACGUUUGUUUUGUUAGGUCAUCUCUGUCAGUUGAUCGAAAACGAAAAUGCGUCACGUUCGGUGGAAAUCAAAUUAUGAGCGCUACGCUACCGCUUAUAGUAGAUAACGAUAAUAAUAACUAAUAGGAAAGUUGUGUUUCAUGUGUCAGUGACAAGUGUGAGGAUUGUGUUCCUAUCGGGUGUGUGGAUUAUACACGUGACUGUGGAUGGGGACAGGAGUGGUGUUGGAAGAUGCAUUUCAAAGAGUCGUUUGCGAUGAGCGAUCGUCCGAACGAGCGCGGCCGCCGCAACUCUCGCUGCAAGGGCGCUGGCGUCAAGAUGGAGCACUUCCAGGCGGCGCUGGAUCCUCGCAAGCAGGAGCUGCUGGAGGCUCGCUUUCUAGGCGCCAAGGUGAACGCAGGGGCGAUACUGGUAAAAAGCCAGCGUGUGUCCGAGUUCAAAGCGAUGUCAGCUGGCUCACAAAUUCAGAUGGCACCACAAACUACUGUCAACACGGGCCAGCCAGUACAUAAUCAGGACUCCAAUAUGAGCACAGGGUCUUCUCACAGUGAUAAGGAAGUGGACGCUUUAACUCCUGAGAAGUCUGCUGCUAUGCGAGGCUCGGCUGCAGUACCUGGUAGUGCACUUGUGCCACCUAGUGGGGCAACCCCAACUAUAGCAAUGCCUGAAAGGAAAAGAAAGCGAAAAGGAGAAGAAGGCGUCGGUGGUGGCGGUGGGGGAGGAGGGAAGCAAAGGCAUAACUCUUCCGACAAAAACAUUAGAGAAUAUUUCUCGAAACACCCAUCGUCCAGUCCUGUACGGCUUACCGGAGCAAAGUCACCAUCACCCCAAGGCGCUAAUUAUCCUAUGUACCCACCGUCACCAUCUUCAAUAUUGCCUUCGGGGGCUGAUUUUUUACGUUCCGCCUCGCAACAGCGACCUCAUACAUCUGUUAAGCAGGUUCAGACAGAAUUAACUUGUCAGAGGAUACAAGAGUUAGAAACUCAAGCGUCGUCUGACUUAGAGCUAAGAAAUAAUAGAAUAGAAGAAUUAACAAGGAGUAAUGAAGAAUUAAAGCAUCAAGUUCAAGCGCAGAGUAAGGCGAUUGAUCAACAUAAAUCACAUAUUAAUAAAUGUAUAGACGUUGUAAAAAAGCUUUUAAAUGAAAAGAGUACUAUUGAAAAGAAGGAGGCUCGACAGAGAUGUAUGCAAAAUAGACUAAGGCUGGGUCAAUUUGUGACACAGAGAGUUGGUGCUACUUUCCAGGAGAAUUGGACUGAUGGUUAUGCAUUUCAAGAACUAACAAGGCGGCAAGAGGAGAUAACCGCGGAGAAGGAGGAGAUCGACAGGCAGAAGAAGAUGCUGAUAAAGAAGCGGCCGUCGAACAGCGAGGGCGGUGGAGGGCGCGGCAAGCGCACCGCCAGUGUGUCCGCGCCCAGCACGCCGCAGCCGCUGCACAACGGCACCGACCCGCCCACCUUCCUCAAGCCCGACCCGCUGCCGAGCAUGACGUGGCAGGAGUACUACGAGGCGGACGAGAUACUCAAGUUAAGGCAGAGUGCACUAAAGAAAGAGGAUGCAGACUUACAAUUGGAAAUGGAAAAGUUGGAACGCGAAAGAAAUCUUCACAUUAGAGAACUGAAACGGAUACACAAUGAAGAUCAGAGUCGCUUCUCACAGCAUCCAGUGCUCUCUGAAAGAUAUCUUUUACUAAUGCUGCUCGGCAAGGGCGGUUUCAGCGAAGUUCACAAGGCGUUUGACCUUCGCGAGCAGCGCUACACCGCGUGCAAAGUGCACCAGCUGAACAAGGACUGGAAGGAGGACAAGAAGGCCAACUAUAUCAAACACGCUCUCCGGGAGUACAACAUACACAAGGCGUUGGAUCACCCGCGGAUCGUCAAGUUAUAUGAUGUGUUCGAAAUUGACGGCAACUCCUUUUGUACUGUGCUCGAAUACUGCAAUGGACAUGAUCUCGACUUUUAUCUUAAGCAGCACAAAACCAUACCAGAACGCGAGGCGCGCUCCAUAGUGAUGCAAGUGGUCUCCGCGCUCAAGUACCUCAACGAGAUCAAGCCGCCGGUGAUACACUACGACCUGAAGCCGGGCAACAUCCUGCUGACGGAGGGCAACGUGUGCGGCGAGAUCAAGAUCACCGACUUUGGCCUGUCCAAGGUGAUGGACGAGGAGAACUACAACCCGGACCACGGCAUGGAUCUCACCAGCCAAGGGGCCGGUACCUAUUGGUAUCUGCCGCCCGAGUGUUUCGUGGUCGGCAAGAACCCACCAAAGAUAAGUAGUAAGGUGGACGUGUGGAGCGUGGGCGUGAUCUUCUACCAGUGUCUGUACGGCAAGAAGCCGUUCGGCCACAACCAGAGUCAGGCCACCAUACUGGAGGAGAACACCAUACUGAAGGCGACCGAGGUGCAGUUCGCUAACAAGCCCUCCGUCAGUAAUGAGGCUAAGAGUUUCAUCCGCGCGUGCCUGGCGUACCGCAAGGAGGAGCGCAUCGACGUGUUCGGGCUGGCGCGGCACGAGUACCUGCAGCCGCCCAUGCCGAAGCCGCGCGGCGCGGUGGGCGCGGGCGCGGCGGCGGCGCAGGCGCAGCAGCCCACGUUCUCGGCCGCCAUGUUCGCGGGCUCGUCCUCCUAGCCGAGACACCGCCGCCGCAGCGCCAAGCGCCCGCCGCGCCCGCCGCGGUAGGCCGCCCGCGCCCUGGCGGCGCCACACGACACUCGUUUACCGAUUCAAUUGUUUAACAUUAUGCUUACUGUUGACUGUAUUUAUUGAGGUGAUAAAAUGUGAUUCUCCAUUUAUGAAUGGUUUCAUCCUUAUCACUAGAGAGGAUCCACGGGACUAUCCCUUGCAUAUUAUAUAAGUUAUCCCUAUUAAAAAGUUAAAAUAUUUA